This is a messenger RNA of Clarias gariepinus (North African catfish), 3217 nucleotides long. It is a transcript of the gene pabir2, whose product is annotated as PABIR family member 2. Gene Ontology annotation, molecular function: protein serine/threonine phosphatase inhibitor activity. The record is from RefSeq and is a predicted model, not a curated record. The transcript has 10 exons. Bases 853 to 1704 code for a protein of 283 amino acids. NCBI's taxonomy places the organism in Eukaryota, Metazoa, Chordata, Actinopteri, Siluriformes, Clariidae.
UCACCCGGUGAAAACAGCAGGGGCGGAACGGCUUGGUUGAGUCUCGAUGUCCACUGCAUCGUCUAAAGGGAUAAGCACAAGUUUGAGUGAAAUGGUCGAUACAUCCGCGUUAUCUGUUUGCUGCAACCGCUGCUCAGACAGGAAAGUGGACAGAUAAAGGAUGAGGGAAAUAAGUUGUGUGCUCAGUAACUCCAGUUGGCGGGUUAGCAUUGCGUGCUAGGGCAUCAGAGUAGAAUAUCUAAAGCAGGCUAAUUAGCCAGGAAGCUAGUCAGCCUUCUCAAAGAUGGCCAACUGAGCGUUAUUGUGCUUUAACAGUGAGAUAGUGAUCGCAGAAUAAAAUACUAGGUCUUGUUAGUUCUGGAAAGUUCUGUGUGCUUUUAUGCCGGAGAGGUUUUAUGAAGCGUCUUUCAUUCCCUCCAAACGUCUGCAGGAUUUGAGUUUGUACUUGCUGGAGUCUGACGAAUGUGCACCAAGCUAAGCUAACAAGCCAGAUCCAGCAAACCCCGUUUAGAAGCUGGCGAAAUCGCGUGUUCAGUCAGGUUAAGGCUAAAACCUUCUAUUAAAAAAAGUUUCGAGAUGGACGCAGGGUUUAGGUUUCGGGUUGCUGAUCUCGGGUCGGUCUGGUCUUGCAUGUAGCUAGCAGCUGCUUUCUUUUGUAGACGUCCGUAAGCGUGCAGAUAUCGUUAGCCUUUAACAGCUAACCGCCAAAAAAACUGCGAGAUGCGCAAAUAAAAACAAAACAAAAAGCAAAGUGUUCUACUAGCGUUGGCUGCUUAAAGACGUUCAAUGAUGUAGGUUUCUAGCAGAGAAGCUUUCCUCGGUACUGGACACAUUGGGACAUUAGGACGCACCAUGAACAAUCAAGCGAUGAUGGCGCAGGAGAAGAUGGAGCUGGACUUGGACAUGCCGUCGGCUCUGCUUCAGGGAGACGGUCACUUGAGACGAUCCAACAGCGAGCCUAUGAUAAACGGCUUAAGUGACACCUCUCAGGUUUUCCAGAGAGAGAUUCUACGCAGCAGACGAAACAGCACAACUCUCGUUAAUCGACCUAACAUGGUUCCAUCUUCCCCGGUUCGCAUCCCUAGCACCAGGCUUGAACGUAUCAAACAGGAGGAAGGAGUCGAUGUGAUGAACAGGGAAACAGCUCAUGAACGGGAGGUGCAGGCAGCCAUGCAAAUGAGCCAGUCAUGGGAGGAAAGUCUUAGUCUGAGUGACAAUGAUUUUGAGAAGUCCUCAUCAUCGUCCCCGAAGCGUAUUGAUUUUGUGCCUGUGUCUCCGGCUCCAUCUCCCACCAGAGGAAUUGGGAAGAAGCAGUGCUUCUCCCCAUCUCUGCAAAUCUUGGUGAGCAGUAAUGGCCUAACUCCCAGCCCCAUCCCCAGUCCAACACGUCGCUUCAGCAGCAGGAGGAGUCAGAGCCCCAUUAACUGCAUUCGACCCAGCAUUUUGGGGCCUAUCAAACGGAAAGUUUCAGGUGAGUUGGAAGCAGAAAGUCAGCCAAAGAGACUCUUCCAGGGGACCACCACCAUGUUGUCCACGGAGACGACCCAUCUGUCUGAAAUCAGCUCAUGUUUAUCAUCUGACCUGCUUGAUGGAAGCCUCAGCAGUGUUGGCUCCUCUUCAGGUUCUCCAGCUAAGAUGGAAGGGGUUUCACCCUCCUCCAGCAACUCUCCCUUCGCCCCACUCCAGGACCUUUCACCUAAGUGAUCAGCGUAUAUAUUACACAAAAGGCCACAUGAAUGACUCUCUGGAGUUUCUUGUGCAUUUGUUCCAUGCCUUCUCAGCUCUGCUUUUAUUUUUGAUUUUUCUGGUGAUUUAUUUGCUUUUUUUUAACAAGACAGUUGGGGGAAGAUCUGUAAUGAGAUAUAUAUAUUAUAUGAAGCCGAAGCCCUCCAAGUAUUUUGGAUGGACAGGACUAUUUUGGCAUAGUGGCAGGGAUGAAGACUUCACCAAGAUGAAAUGCUGAUUGCACCAGCUGCUAUAUAAAGGUGUAAUGUUUUGGCUGAAGCCCCCUGAUAAAACAAACAGCAUUUCAAAGCCCUGUAGUUUCUUUAUGAAUUUGUGUUCUUGUAACUCUCAUAAAUUAGGGGGAAUGCUAAUAUUCAAAUAAAUCAAGCUCUUACAGAGUAAAGCAUUCCCUCUCAUAGUUGUACCAUUUAGGUCAGGUAUGGUGUGAAAGAAUUUAACUUAUUGUUUGGUCCCAGUUUUUUUCUUUUUUGUAUGUAUGUACAUAUGGUGUGAUGGCUAUUGGUCAAUUGUAUUGGGCGAUGGAGAAAAUGUGUGCAGUGCUUGAGCAGAUAACUGACAAUUGGGUCCGUCUGCACUUGAGUACAUUUUCAACAGUGUUUGUGUCUCCCUUCGGACAAGUGUAUACGGCUUAGCCUUUCAUUAUUUGUGUAGAUGGAAGGAGGAGGUGGCAACAUCAUUGAUGAGUGCUGUGUAUCACUCUUAGUGCUUCAUUAAGUUUUUUCUAAUGAAGAUGAUAAUUGCCGUCAGCUACUUAGGAAUCCAGAGCAAAUGUUGGUUGGUUGCAAUUUUAAUGGGGAUGUGUACCACUAAAUCCAGGAUUUGAACACUACAGCACAUUUGACCGACUUGAGUUGCAAUUUGUCCUACCAUCCAAGGACUUUUUUUUUUUUUUUUUUUUUCUAAAAGAGAAAUAAACUGCCUCUUCGCAGUGUGUUUUACUGCCCUUUAAAUGCAGUGGCUUCAUCCCUAUUCACGUGUCUCUGAAACAUCACUGCGUGACUGAACCAACCUUAAACCAAUGAGUUUUCUGUUUUAAUCCAGUUUUUUUUGGGGAGGGUGAACUCCUGCAAACCACUGUCAAUGGAAUUUUAGAGAUGAAUUCCUGAAGCAGGUUAGAUAAAUAGAAGUAUAGAGAACAGAGUCGUUUAAACAUGAAAUAGAAAUGAGUCAUGUCUGGACGAAGGUCAUCUACUGAUUCAUGAAAGUAGUGUGCCAUUUAUGGUCUGUAAAUAAGAAAGAUGUAAAAAUUGUACUUGUGUAAGUUGUUAUUUGAGCUUUUAUUUUAGUAAAUAGUAUUUUUUGUAAAUGGUUUUAUCAAUUUGUUUCCCUAAAAAAAGGAAGAAAUGGCUUUAUUUCCUUAAAGCAUGAUGCAUCAUUAACAGAAUGUUUUUAUUUGCAAGAAAAUGAUUGUAAAUUUUGGUUUUUCAUGGAAGUGAAAUUGACAAUGUGGUUUAUUGCCCCAUAUUGGAAA